Messenger RNA from Monopterus albus (swamp eel), 1151 nucleotides. RefSeq names its product GULP PTB domain containing engulfment adaptor 1a (gene gulp1a). The record is from RefSeq and is a predicted model, not a curated record. The coding region runs from base 168 to 1151 and encodes 327 amino acids. The transcript has 10 exons. NCBI's taxonomy places the organism in Eukaryota, Metazoa, Chordata, Actinopteri, Synbranchiformes, Synbranchidae.
AAACCCCAUUAUCUCUGCUUGCUGCAGUCCUUAGUGUACCACCAUCUGGCCCACAGCUGAAAACUAUUAAGAUCCGCUGGAACUUCCCCUUCACUAUUCUUCCCCACUUUCAAGGUGGGAUAUUGGCUGAUUCUCAGGAGGCACCUCAGAGACACACAUUUUCCACUAUGAACCGAGCCUUCAACAGGAAAAAAGAUAAAUCAUGGAUGCACACCCCAGAUGCACUGGCCAAGCAUUACAUAGCCUACAAUGCCAAGUUCCUUGGAAACACAGAGGUCGAAGCCCCGAAAGGCACAGAAGUUGUGAAGGAUGCAGUCAGAAAGCUGAAGUUUCAGAGGCAUAUCAAGAAAUCAGAGGGGCAGAAGAUCCCCAAAGUGGAAUUACAGAUCUCCAUUUAUGGUGUGAAAAUACUAGAUCCCAAGACAAAAGACGUGCAGCAUAACUGUCAGUUACAUAGGAUAUCCUUCUGUGCAGAUGACAAAACCGAUAAAAGGAUAUUUACUUUUAUUUGCAAAGACUCUGAGUCCAACAAACACCUCUGCUAUGUGUUUGACAGUGAAAAGUGUGCAGAAGAGAUAACUCUAACUAUCGGCCAGGCCUUUGACUUGGCCUACAAAAAGUUCCUGGAGUCUGGAGGCAAAGACGUGGAAACUAGGAAACAGAUUGGAAGCCUACAGAAAAGAAUUCAAGAACUGGAAGCAGAAAACUCAGAGUUAAAGAAACAGCUUCAAGACCUUGAAGAGCAGCUGAUGAUGGCUCAUGUGCCCCCACCGUUGCACAUAAAUGCAGCUAAUGAAGCGUACAUGCUGCAGAGGCCCUCCUCUCUCUUCUGGUGCCACAGCAUGAAGUCACUCUCCUGUCUGGAAAUCUCCUCUGUUACGCUCACUCCUAUGAGCUCACCGGAGUCCAACUUGUCUACCGGGCUACUAACUCCUCCACCUGCCAAACCUGCUCUGCUUCCUCCUAAGCCUCCCGAGGGAUGCAGCAUCCCACGGCCUCGUGCGGGGAGUAUCUCCAUGAAACCACAGUCCACAGACAUUUUUGACAUGGUUCCCUUUUCCCCUGUGACACCACUGGUGCCCACACUGGCCAGCAACGGCUGCCCACCACCACCACCGACCACACUGCCACCAGAUGAUAUAAGUGAGUGA